GACAAUGACACGCCACGGAAUAUGCUCAAGAGAAUCAUCCAGACCCAACCGCAAGUUUCACCUCUAGCACCUCACGUAUCUAAACAUGAAGAAGCGGAAGAAGCUCAAUCAGAACUCCCAUCUAAGAGGAUUUCCAACACGGUGGAAAUGCAGCUGCCAGACCUUGGUCCUGAGGAGACAUCAAUCACCACGUUCCACAUGACUAAGAAAAGGAAGAAAUUCAGCAUUUCUGAGUUUGAGAGAGCAGCUGACAGACGACUUCACCAGAACCAAGCUCAGUCAACGUUGGACAGCACUGCUUUGGCUCGAUCUCUUCGCAUGUCUCUCGGUUCCUUGUUCCCACCAGACACCGUUGAAAAGAGAGGCUUGCUCCGGAAGCCGAAAAAUCGCAAAGCUGUUGAUAUUGAAGCUUUCGAAGGCGGAGUGGAACAGAACAUGCUGAAGAGAAAAGCGCAGAACUAUCUUGUGGAUUCGCAAACAGCAUCUGGGAUUCAAACAGCCAUGCUGGCGAGCGACGCGGAAAUCGUGCUGAGUAACACGGAGCUCUUUGCUCAGCCUCACUUUGAUGAACAGAGUGAAAAUAAGCUGCCUGCUCCUGAACCGCCGCUAUUGGAUUCAGACACUUCGCCACAGGGAAGCAAGACUUCUGACGCAGCUCAGCUGGUGGGCCUGGUAUCCAGUGCAGGCAUGAAUGAUGAGGGAGGGACCCAAAGAUACUCUGAGGACUUAAUCCUUGACGGUGAGCGUGUUGAUGUGACUCAUUUAUCUCCAAAAACACCUGCAAACCAGCGAGAAAAUAAGAAAGAUCAUUCCCAGCGGCAUAACCUGGUGGAACAGCUUCCUCUUUCAGAAGAGGCGGUGGUUGGCACUGUUAAUAGAUGGAGCUCCUCUGUGGCGUCUGCAAGUUCGAGUAAAUAUUUGGCAUCCCCAGUCGCUCUAAAGUCUAAGAGAUCUUUCAGCGUGUCUUUGCGAGAAAUCGUGUCCCAUAUAAUUGAAGACCUCAGAGUAAGCGAUGCAGAAGAAGAGGUGGCUCAUGCAGUGACCGAAGUGGAUCAGAAAGAGAUUUUCAGAGAGGAAUUUCCUAUUCUGGCUGCAGAGCAUCGUGUGAGUGCUAGAUAUUCUGAACAUUUGGAGAAGAAACGGACCGAACCAGCAGAAUCAGAGAUAAGUGGGGCACAAGGUGCUGGAGUCGGACCAGAAAUGACUUCUUCAGAAGAAAAGGGAAUAGCAGAAGGUGGUGUUGAACACCAAGGCUCUCCUGAAGCUGAACGCGAAGGCGCCAGAGGAGCCAGAGCUGGAAGUCUGGGCAGACGUUCUGUUGCUCUUUCCACCACUGAAAAAUCUGGGAUGAAGCCACUAAUGGAAGUCGUGGAACAAGCAGAUGAACUAGAAGACCAGGCUAUCAUGGUAGAAUUGGAUGGUCCAGAGGAGCUUACUGAGGAUGAGGCUGAAGACGCUGAGAGCGAAGAGAAUUCCAGGAAGCCCCCCCCUUUUGCCCGUGCUGCAGCCCCCAAGCCGCUGCAGCCAACUCCGCGUUCUGCAAAACCUGCUGCUACCAAGUUGACAACUCCACAUUCUGCAAAACCUGCUGCCUCCAGGUCUCCCCUGCGGCCACCGCAGGCAAAGGUGGUUCCAAAGAGCUCGAGAGCACCGCGGAAGAAGACUUCUGAGCCUGAAAUAGCAAGCAGUUUGAUAAAGAAGAUAUUCAGCCAUUAUGCAAAGACGCCAGUGUCCAGAGAUGCGUUCAGAAUUGUUGCAAAAUGCUCCGAGAGAUACUUCAAGCAGCUGAGCAGUGAUCUGGAAGCUUACACCAACCAUGCGGGGAGGAAGACAGUGGAGAUGGCUGACCUGGAAAUCCUCAUGAGAAGGCAAAGGUUGGUGACAGACAAGAUGCCGCUGCACGUGCUGAUAGAGCGUUACCUCCCGCUGGAGUACAGGAAGCUCCUGAUUCCAGUCGCUGUGAGUGGAAACAAAGUGAUCCCCUGCAAAUGA
This is a messenger RNA of Apaloderma vittatum (bar-tailed trogon), 1992 nucleotides long. RefSeq names its product centromere protein T (gene CENPT). Gene Ontology annotation, cellular component: kinetochore. The record is from RefSeq and is a predicted model, not a curated record. NCBI's taxonomy places the organism in Eukaryota, Metazoa, Chordata, Aves, Trogoniformes, Trogonidae. Gene Ontology annotation, molecular function: DNA binding; protein heterodimerization activity. Bases 22 to 1992 code for a protein of 656 amino acids. The transcript is spliced from 13 exons. Gene Ontology annotation, biological process: kinetochore assembly; mitotic cell cycle; chromosome segregation.